This is a messenger RNA of Lolium perenne, 1408 nucleotides long. RefSeq names its product stearoyl-[acyl-carrier-protein] 9-desaturase 1, chloroplastic. Lineage: Eukaryota; Viridiplantae; Streptophyta; Magnoliopsida; Poales; Poaceae. Gene Ontology annotation, cellular component: chloroplast stroma. Gene Ontology annotation, molecular function: stearoyl-[ACP] desaturase activity. The record is from RefSeq and is a predicted model, not a curated record. Gene Ontology annotation, biological process: fatty acid metabolic process.
GACCGUCGUUCGCAGUCUCGACGCACCACAAGCAGCACCACCGCGCCGCCAGUCGCCGCUAGCAACGCACAUCACUUUCACCAGAGUCACUGCCACUGCUAGCCAUGCAGUCCCAGGGCAUCCUCGGCGUCCCCGGUCACCUUCCGGCACCACUGCGCCUCUCGCGCCGGCAAUGCCGGGUGUCCGCCGUGGCGGUGACAGCGGCGCCGCCGUCGUUGGCGCAGCGCGGCGUGACGCACUCGAUGCCGCCAGAAAAGCAGGAGGUGUUCCGGUCGCUGCAGGGCUGGGCAGCAGGGUCGCUGCUCCCCCUCCUCAAGCCCGUGGACGACUGCUGGCAGCCAACAGACUUCCUGCCGGACUCCUCCUCCGACGCCUUCGAGCACGAGGUCCGCGAGCUCCGCUCCCGCGCCGCGGCUCUGCCCGACGACUACUUCGUGGUCCUGGUCGGCGACAUGGUCACGGAGGAGGCGCUCCCGACCUACCAGACCAUGAUCAACACCCUGGACGGCGUGCGCGACGAGACGGGCGCCAGCGCGUGCCCCUGGGCGGUCUGGACGCGCGCCUGGACCGCCGAGGAGAACCGCCACGGCGACGUGCUCAACAAGUACAUGUACCUCUCCGGCCGCGUCGACAUGCGCGCCGUCGAGACAACCAUCCAACACCUCAUCGGCUCCGGCAUGGACCCCAGGACCGAGAACAACCCCUACCUCGGCUUCGUCUACACCAGCUUCCAGGAGCGCGCCACCGCCGUCUCCCACGGCAACACCGCGCGCCUCGCCCGCGCGCGCGGCGACGGCGUCCUCGCCCGCGUCUGCGGCACCAUCGCCGCCGACGAGAAGCGCCACGAGACGGCCUACGCGCGCAUCGUCGACCAGCUGCUGCGGCUCGACCCGGACGGCGCCGUGCUCGCCGUCGCCGACAUGAUGCGCAAGCGCAUCACCAUGCCCGCGCACCUCAUGCACGACGGCCGCGACGUGGACCUGUUCGACCAUUUCGCGUCCGUCGCGCAGCGCCUCGGGGUGUACACGGCGCGGGACUACGCCGACAUUGUCGAGCACCUCGUCAAGCGCUGGAAGCUGGACACGCUCGAGGCCGGGCUCUCCGGCGAGGGACGCAGGGCACGGGACUUCGUCUGCGGGCUUGCCCCCAGGAUGCGGCGCGCGGCGGAGAGGGCCGCCGACAGGGCCAAGAAGGAUGAGCCCACCAAGGUCAAAUUCAGCUGGAUCUAUGACAGGGAAGUGGUUUUGUAGUAGUGUACGGUCUCACUUCUGAGAGACAGAGAUGAUCAUGGCAAGUCGUUGUCUGUGUUCUUAUGCUAUUUUUUCGUUUCUUUGCAAAGUUAGUUCACAGUGCCUUUUGGGACGAAUGUUAUAAUUCAAAAUCUUUACAAAGAUGUCUUCGCUUUCAA